Pyrus x bretschneideri (Chinese white pear) is the source of this 1869-nucleotide messenger RNA. RefSeq names its product metalloendoproteinase 1-MMP. Gene Ontology annotation, biological process: collagen catabolic process; proteolysis; extracellular matrix organization. Lineage: Eukaryota; Viridiplantae; Streptophyta; Magnoliopsida; Rosales; Rosaceae. The record is from RefSeq and is a predicted model, not a curated record. Gene Ontology annotation, cellular component: extracellular matrix. Gene Ontology annotation, molecular function: zinc ion binding; metalloendopeptidase activity.
ACAAGUUAAACCCAAACCAAACGCUCACUAGAAAAUGAUUUCUCUACACUCAUACUCAAUCAUUUUACUUCAAAUCACCAAAUUUGGUCAACAAAUAGAGUACUUUAAACUGAUCAACUAACCUGACCUACACUUCAAGUUUCUAAAGCAUAUCCUAUUUUCUUAAUUUCCCCCAGAUAAACAAAACCCAGAACCCACAAAUCAUUACCAACCCAGACAAAAGAUGCCCAUUUUUAAUCAAGCAAUGAUUUUGAAAAAAAAAUAAAGAAAAAAAGGAUUAGUCAAAGUAAUUAUUGGUUAACAGAAAACAGACCUAGUGGAUUACCCAUCAUUUACUCUCGAAAGUCAGAAUCUCCAACUCAAAUACAAGCAAGGAAGAAUCUUGUUAACUUAUCUUUCCACCAUCAUUUGAAUUUCGAGUGCUCUUUUCCCAUCGAUCCUACCUAUAAGCCCCCAAACUUUCGACGAUUUCUAUAUAUUCAAAUUAAAAUAUUCAUCGAUCAAUUUUUUUGUGUGUUUUAUAUAAUUCAUUUCUUUAUCCAAAUCCUUUCCAUCGAUCAAUAAAUUAGCCUAUGCGUUCUCUUCCCUCUUCUGCAAUCCCAGGAUAACUAACACAACUGAAAAACCAAACCAUGUUCCCAUAUUUCAGGUACAUCUUCUUCUUCUUCAUAUGCCUCUGCUUCCUCUGUUUUUCCCGCCCUUCCUUUCCCGCCAGAAUUUUACCGGAAUCAGUAACUGUAUUAACCGCCGCAUCCGACGUCCACAACGCCACAUGGCACGACUUCUCAAGGUUUCUAGACGCCGGGAAAGGAAGCCUAGUCAGUGGCAUGUCCGAGCUUAAGAACUACUUCCACCGUUUUGGCUACUUACCCAAUUCCAACUUCACUGAUUUUUUUGACAUAGAAUUUGAGUCCGCCUUGACGCUAUACCAGUCCAAGCUGAGCCUGCCCAUCACAGGCAAGCUGGACACGGACACCAUCUCGGCGAUCAUUUCACCGAGGUGUGGUGUCAGUGACACAUCGCAACAUACGGCCCUACAUGCGACGCGUCACUUCGCCUACUUCUACGGCAAGCCGAGGUGGGCGCGCCCUUCCCCCGUAUCGCUCACAUACGCUUUCUCCCCCAAUCACAUGGUCAGUUAUCUGAACCCAUCAGAUGUUCGUGACAUUUUUCACCGCGCUUUUUCGCGGUGGUCGGCGGUGAUCCCUGUGAACUUCACUGAGACCGACGACUACGCUUCCGCGGAUAUCAAAAUAGGGUUUUACCGCGGCGACCACGGUGACGGGGAGCCGUUCGACGGGGUGUUGGGGGUGCUGGGGCAUGCUUUUUCGCCCGAGAACGGGAGGUUCCACCUGGACGCGGCGGAAUCGUGGGCCGUUGAUUUCAAAACGGAUAAGUCAAAGGUGGCGAUUGAUUUGGAAUCGGUGGCGACUCAUGAGAUAGGGCAUGUACUCGGGCUGGCUCACACCUCGGUCAAGGAGGCCGUUAUGUACCCGAGCCUGAGUCCUCGGACCAAGAAGGUGGACCUCAAGAUUGAUGACGUGGAAGGUGUCCAAGCUUUGUAUGGGUCAAACCCUAAUUUCAAGUUUAGCUCAUUGCAGAGUGAAAAUUCUUACAAUCAUGCGGUUUCUUUGGAGUCAAGGUCUUCCUCUAAGUGGUCCAUUUUUUUAACACUCACCACCACUUUGGUAUUGCUCUUACGCCUUUAUUUGGCCAUCUGAGAAUGAUUGGUAGCCUCCAAUUUCUUUUUUUAACCUUUUUUUUUUUUAAUUUUUAAAUUGGUUGAAAAUUUUUAUACUUGUAUUCUUUGUAGUGAAAUUGUAGGGACAAAAUACUAAUAGAAAGUUAAAAAGAAUUCUUUCUAUAUCA